Molecule: messenger RNA, 3983 nt
Organism: Pan troglodytes (chimpanzee)
Lineage: Eukaryota; Metazoa; Chordata; Mammalia; Primates; Hominidae
Gene: GALNT1
Product: polypeptide N-acetylgalactosaminyltransferase 1
Exons: 12
Coding region: 241-1920 (559 amino acids)
Biological process (GO): protein O-linked glycosylation
Cellular component (GO): Golgi apparatus
Molecular function (GO): polypeptide N-acetylgalactosaminyltransferase activity
Source: RefSeq, a predicted model, not a curated record
AGUGGCCGAGGAGGCGGCGCGGCGGACGGCGGCCCGAGAGUAGCGCCCGCGCUGCGGCCCGCGGGACCGCGCCGCGACCGCCCGGGCCGGCCCGGAGGAGCGCCUGCCGCCGCCGCCGCCGCCGCGCGCCUAGCGAGGGUAUGAACGUGAUUUCUGAUGAAACUGGAUUGGAAUAAUUUUCAUGAUCUUUGUAUAUUUAUAUAUAUAUAUUUUUAAAUUUUGCAUUUGACUUAAAGUGCCAUGAGAAAAUUUGCAUACUGCAAGGUGGUCCUAGCCACCUCCUUGAUUUGGGUACUCUUGGAUAUGUUCCUGCUGCUUUACUUCAGUGAAUGCAACAAAUGUGAUGAAAAAAAGGAGAGAGGACUUCCUGCUGGGGAUGUUCUAGAGCCAGUACAAAAGCCUCAUGAAGGUCCUGGAGAAAUGGGGAAACCAGUCGUCAUUCCUAAAGAGGAUCAAGAAAAGAUGAAAGAGAUGUUUAAAAUCAAUCAGUUCAAUUUAAUGGCAAGUGAGAUGAUUGCACUCAACAGAUCUUUACCAGAUGUUAGGUUAGAAGGGUGUAAAACAAAGGUGUAUCCAGAUAAUCUUCCUACAACAAGUGUGGUGAUUGUUUUCCACAAUGAGGCUUGGAGCACACUUCUGCGAACUGUCCAUAGUGUCAUUAAUCGCUCACCAAGACACAUGAUAGAAGAAAUUGUUCUAGUAGAUGAUGCCAGUGAAAGAGACUUUUUGAAAAGGCCUUUAGAGAGUUAUGUGAAAAAACUAAAAGUACCAGUUCAUGUAAUUCGAAUGGAACAACGUUCUGGAUUGAUCAGAGCUAGAUUAAAAGGAGCUGCUGUGUCUAAAGGCCAAGUGAUCACCUUCCUGGAUGCCCAUUGUGAGUGCACAGUGGGAUGGCUGGAGCCUCUCUUGGCCAGGAUCAAACAUGACAGGAGAACAGUGGUGUGUCCUAUCAUCGAUGUGAUCAGUGAUGAUACUUUUGAGUACAUGGCAGGCUCUGAUAUGACCUAUGGUGGGUUCAACUGGAAGCUCAAUUUUCGCUGGUAUCCUGUUCCCCAAAGAGAAAUGGACAGAAGGAAAGGUGAUCGGACUCUUCCUGUCAGGACACCUACCAUGGCAGGAGGCCUUUUUUCAAUAGACAGAGAUUACUUUCAGGAAAUUGGAACAUAUGAUGCUGGAAUGGAUAUUUGGGGAGGAGAAAACCUAGAAAUUUCCUUUAGGAUUUGGCAGUGUGGAGGAACUUUGGAAAUUGUUACAUGCUCACAUGUUGGACAUGUGUUUCGGAAAGCUACACCUUACACGUUUCCAGGAGGCACAGGGCAGAUUAUCAAUAAAAAUAACAGACGACUUGCAGAAGUGUGGAUGGAUGAAUUCAAGAAUUUCUUCUAUAUAAUUUCUCCAGGUGUUACAAAGGUAGAUUAUGGAGAUAUAUCGUCAAGAGUUGGUCUAAGACACAAACUACAAUGCAAACCUUUUUCCUGGUACCUAGAGAAUAUAUAUCCUGAUUCUCAAAUUCCACGUCACUAUUUCUCAUUGGGAGAGAUACGAAAUGUGGAAACGAAUCAGUGUCUAGAUAACAUGGCUAGAAAAGAGAAUGAAAAAGUUGGAAUUUUUAAUUGCCAUGGUAUGGGGGGUAAUCAGGUUUUCUCUUAUACUGCCAACAAAGAAAUUAGAACAGAUGACCUUUGCUUGGAUGUUUCCAAACUUAAUGGCCCAGUUACAAUGCUCAAAUGCCACCACCUAAAAGGCAACCAACUCUGGGAGUAUGACCCAGUGAAAUUAACCCUGCAGCAUGUGAACAGUAAUCAGUGCCUGGAUAAAGCCACAGAAGAGGAUAGCCAGGUGCCCAGCAUUAGAGACUGCAAUGGAAGUCGGUCCCAGCAGUGGCUUCUUCGAAACGUCACCCUGCCAGAAAUAUUCUGAGACCAAAUUUACAAAAAAACGAAAAAAAUAAGGAUUGACUGGGCUACCUCAGCAUACAUUUCUGCCACAUUCUUAAGUAGCAAAAAAGGAAAAGUGCUUUCCUCCUCUGCAGGAUGUAACGUUUAUCAGCCAUUAAAACUUAGACUUCUCUAGCUUUUCACUAGCUGUGAACCAGCCUUCCUGUCCAUGGACGUGAAACUGCAUAGUAAUGAGACUGUGCACACUGAUGUUUACAAGAUUGAAAGAGUCUUUCUCCGAAAAUCAUGGUAAAGAAUACUGAGACAAUGAAAAAAAAUCAACAAAAUAUGCUUUCUGGAGAACUGUACCUUUUAUGGUUUGCUUGCACAUCAGUAAUUUCUGCUGAACGUGCUGUCAUAAUGAAGAGAUUUCCAAGAUUUUUUUUCCUGAUUAGAACUGGUAGCCAGUAUAUUAAAUAUUGAUAUAAAAAUAAAAGAACUGGAACCAGAUUCAGAAUCAUGAAAACAACAUUUUUACAACAACAAAAAAACUAUAUUAAACAGGGUUUAAAGGAAAUUAAAACAGAACUAUGAGAAGUACAAUUUGUUAUAGUAUAGUAUCAAAUUUCUAUAUAGAUUUUAUACCUCAGUGGGGAAAAAUAACUGAUUCCAAUGACAUUCAUUUUGUUUUCAUCUGUGAUAGUCAUGGAUGCUUUUAUUUUCCUUGGGGUGCUGAAAUUGAGCUGAAAAAAAAGGCUCUUUGAAUAUAGUUUUAAUUUCUCUCUACAGUUUUUUUUGUUUGGUUUGUGGGCUGUUGGAAUUGUAAUUUUUAAUUGCCUUCUAAAAAAUGGAAAUUUAACAAUGUCUGAUCUCAGCUGAACAAAUUAGAUGUUUCAGUUGCUCUUGGGUCAACUGGCUUACAGAUUUACACGUGCACACACACACAAAUUUCUUAUCACAUUUUCGACUUCUUCACUUGACCUAACUGAUUAUGCGAAAUACCCAAGAUUCAUGCUACUGUACCACAGAUUUGUUUUCACAGCAAUAAAUCUUCAGUUCUUUGUUUAUGAUUCCACUUAACAAAAGGCCUGCAGAAGUGAUUUAUUAUUUGGGUAUUUGGAGAUAAUACAUUUGAUGGUUUUUUGGAAAACCUUUUUCACUCCAUACUCAGAUAUGCUUCAUUGUCAAGUGCAUAUUUAGAUUAGAUUAUUGAAUUGUAAUGUUUAUCUGCUGCUUUUUUUAAAUAAAAUUUGACUGAAAAUGUUUAAUUGGCAUUUUUUAAUGACUUAGCCAAAGAAGUGCAGCUAUUAUUCCAUAUUAAUAGGCUUGCAUUUCUUUUCCUAAAUCUUAUUUAGGCUAAAUCAGUUUUAUUUUUCUCUGAUUUUUUUUAAUACCACAGAAUCACCUGAGUGUCAAUUGAAAGUUGUCAAUUAAAAGGUAACCUUUUAAUCUCAUAGGAGGAAUCUCAUUAAGACAUUUUUCCUGAUAUGUAGAGCAGUCUGUUGGCAAAAAUGCAUAUAUUUUCUUUCAUAUUUGUAAAAUUAUAUUUAAUGGAAUUCUUUUCUUUGAUUAUCAAGGACUUUCACUGCAGGCAGUGCUAUUUCUUGUGCCUAAGAAUGUUUCCAAAAGUCGCAUCGCUAAUGAUAUUUGCCAAGUUGAGUGUACACAAAGUUUCUCAUAUCCUGUUCAAGUUAAUCAACAUCAAGCACAUGGGGAUGCUUUAGGGUGAGUCUAUAGUACAAAAUGCAUAAACCAUGUCCCCAGGAAAUUUGAAAGGAAGCAGGUGCUGAAUGGAAUUUUUUUCCUUUUCCAUGAGCUGUGUUAAUUCUAUCUCCAGUAGGCCUAAUGCUUGAAUAAGCAAGAUGUCUAAUCAAUAAAUUAUUUUCAUGCUCAGAAUUUCAGGUUUUUGUACUCCAGCAUAGCUUGGUCUUAUUUCUUACUGUAUGAAAGCUUAACAGCAAUGUGAUUUAAGGUUUUGUUUUAAAUGGGAGAUGUAAGUGAUUUAAUUCAUGGGUACUUUUAGAACCUGAUAGAUAAUCCCAUUGCCUUUAUUUUUCUAAUUAAAGAAUUCCUAAAUACUUUGAAAAUACAAAAUAUUCCUGAAUA